AUGCUCAUUAUUGAUGUCAAUACGAGUUCCUUCAAUAAUGCAGCUACUUCCACUUCUCCCAUUUCUACUGCCACACCGAAUGGUGCAACAUUUUUAACCGGCAAUCAAUUGCAACAACAACAAAAAAUAAUUCCUUCUCCAAUUUAUACCGCAGUAUCAUCAUCACCCGCCUCUUCAACAACAACAACUCCUGUUAGUACACCAUCAUCUACCACCGUAACUUCUCCACCCGUCACUAAUGUUAAAAAACGCAAAAAUUCCAGCAUUAGUGCUAAAAAACCGGGUAUAAAAAGUACUGAAAUUAAUUCACUACUGGGUGAAGUGUGGAGAAAUAUGUCCGAGGAAGAUAAAAAGCCCUACCUCCAAAUGAGGGAUACGGCAUUGGAACAGUACGAAAAGGAUUUGGCGGCUCAACAACAACAGCAGAAAUCGCCACUUUCACCACCACCAUCAUCACAACACCAGCAGCAUUCGCCAUCACGACCACUACCACGAUCACCACAUCAUCAUCAACAACAGCAGCAAGUAUAUAAGUUUGUAGAUUUAGAGAACGACGUAAUGUACCAAGAGGCUGUCAAAAUUGCUAGAAAAAUUUUAGACGGUUUAGAAACCGAUCUAAAUGAUCGUUGGUAUGAAUAUGAAUUACCAACAUCGCUAAAUAAUCUUACCAGUGGCAAUAAAGAAAUCGACAAUGUGAUUUCGUUAUCACAAUCUCAAUCAUCAUCAUAUGAUGGAAAAUAUUUAGAAUUAAUAGAGGAAUGUGAUGUAAAAAUCACUAAUUUUUUGUGUAAGGGUGGCAAUGGUUCGAUAUAUGAAGGAGUGUGGGGGCCAGGAAGGCGUUGCAUAAAGGAUAAUAUAAAAUAUCGCGAAGCAAAUACUGCGCAAAAAAUUUCCAUUAUAUGCGACAUCGCAGAAGCUCUUGAACAGAUAAAUAAUCUAAAAUAUAUUCACGGCGAUCUACAUAGUGGAAAUGUAUUAAUAAGCGACAACCAAACUGCAAAAAUAUCCGACUUUGGCUCAUCAAGCGCAUACAAUGACCAACAAUCACGAGAAAAUCUCAGUUGUACAAUUCCCUACACAGCACCUGAAGUAUUCAUGACAGAAACUCUAUCUUUAUAA
This is a messenger RNA of Entrophospora sp. SA101, 1119 nucleotides long. The record is from the annotation of a GenBank genome assembly. NCBI's taxonomy places the organism in Eukaryota, Fungi, Glomeromycota, Glomeromycetes, Entrophosporales, Entrophosporaceae.